Vidua macroura (Pin-tailed whydah) is the source of this 3924-nucleotide messenger RNA. Its product is annotated as deleted in malignant brain tumors 1 protein-like. The record is from RefSeq and is a predicted model, not a curated record. Gene Ontology annotation, cellular component: membrane. NCBI's taxonomy places the organism in Eukaryota, Metazoa, Chordata, Aves, Passeriformes, Viduidae.
CGCACCUGAGCCCAUCUGAACUCACCUGAGCUCACCUGAGCUCACCUGUCCCCCCCGCCAUGAGGAUUUGGGGCCCCCGUUACCUGCGGGCUCACCUGGGGCUGCUGCUGCACCUGUGGGGGCUCUGCGGUGUGCCCCCAGGUGCCGCCCUGCCGUCCUCAGGUGCGACCCCGGAACCCUCAGGUGAGCCCGAGGAGGGCCAGGUGCGCCUGGCCGGGGGCCCGCACAGGUGCGCGGGGCGCGUCGAGGUGUUCCACGCGGGCAGGUGGGGCACGGUGUGCGACGACACCUGGGACCUGGCGGCCGCGGCCGUCACCUGCCGCCAGGUGCGCUGCGGCCCCGCCCUGUGGGCGCCGGGCGCGGCGCAGUUCGGGCGUGGCUCAGGUGCGAUCUGGCUGGACCAGACCAACUGCAGCGGCAGCGAGGCGCACCUGGCCCAGUGCCCCGCCCACACCUGGGGCCGCAACGACUGCCAGCACGGGGAGGACGCCGGCGCCGUGUGCGCAGACUCGCUGGAGCCGGAGCCGCCUCACCUGCGCCUGGCCGGGGGCCGGCACCGCUGCGCGGGGAGGGUGGAGCUGCUGCACCUGGGCAGGUGGGCCGGGGUCUGCGGGCACACCUGGGGCCCGCGGGAGGCUCAGGUGGUCUGCAGGUACCUGGGCUGCGGGACCCCCCUGGACGCACCUGGGGACGCACCUGGGGACGCACCUGAGGGUGCACCUGGGGCCACACCUGAGGGUGCACCUGGGGCCACACCUGGGGCCACACCUGGGGCCGCACCUGGCCAGGUGUGGCUGGAACAGGUGAGCUGCAAAGGCACCGAGAGCGACCUGAGGCAGUGCAGGGCGGGGCCCUGGCGGGAGCGCACCUGUGCCCGGGGGGGCGUGGCCAACGUCACGUGCUCAGGUGGGUGUGACGUCACCCUCAGCUGGGCAGGUGGCUCAGGUGUGGGGGACGGCUCAGGUGUGCUCAGGUGCCCCUCCCCCACCCCUCCCCCAGCACCUGUCCCUCCCCUGUCCUCCCGCCCAGGCUGGGCGCUGGCCACGCCCCCUCAGGUGCGCCUGGCGGACGGGCCAGGUGCGUGCGCGGGCCGGGUGGAGGUGCUGCACCUGGGCAGGUGGGGCACGGUGUGCGACGACGGCUGGGCCUUCCCCGCCGCCGCCGUCGUCUGCCGCUACCUGGGCUGCGGGCAGGUGAUCGCGGCCCCGCCCCGCGCGCGCUUCGGGCCCGGCCGCGGCCCCGUCUGGCUGGACAGGCUCACCUGCACAGGUGAGGAGGCCGCGCCCCACGAGUGCCGCCACAGAGGGUGGGGAGUGCACAGCUGCCAGCACAGCGAGGACGCCGGCGUCGUGUGCGCAGGUGAGGCACCUGGGACAGGUGAGACAGGUGAGAGACCACUCUCACCUGUCCCCCCCCCGGCAGGUUCGGGCCUGGCUGACCUGGUUCACCUGCGCCUGGCCGGGGGCCCGCACAGGUGCGCCGGCCGCCUGCAGGUGCGGCACGAGGGGCGCUGGGGCGGGGUCUGCGGCCUCACCUGGGCGCUGCCCGCCGCGCGCGUCGCCUGCCGCUACCUGGGCUGCGGCCCCGCCCUCCGCGCCGCCCAGGUGAGCGUGCCCCGCGACGAGCUCACCUGGGUGGAGUCGCUCAGGUGCGAGGGCGGCGAGGGGAACCUGCUGGAGUGCCAGGUGAGGGCCUGGGGCGCCCCCCCCUGCCCGCACGCCGCCGUCACCUGCGCCGAGCCAGGUGUGUCCCUGCCUGAGCCAGGUGUGAGCCCGGCACCCUCAGGUGCAGCCCCGCCGCCCUCAGGUGCAACCCCGGAACCCCCAGGUGUGCCCCCAGCUGUGACCCCGGAACCCUCAGGUGAGCCCCUGAUACCCCCAGGUGAGCCCGAGGAGGGCCAGGUGCGCCUGGCCGGGGGCCCGCACAGGUGCGCGGGGCGCGUCGAGGUGUUCCACGCGGGCAGGUGGGGCACGGUGUGCGACGACACCUGGGACCUGGCGGCCGCGGCCGUCACCUGCCGCCAGGUGCGCUGCGGCCCCGCCCUGUGGGCGCCGGGCGCGGCGCAGUUCGGCGAGGGGGCGGGGCCGGUGUGGCUGGACGGGCUCAGGUGCGCCGGCAGCGAGGCUCACCUGGCCCAGUGCCCCGGGCACACCUGGGGGACGCACACCUGCAACCACGCCGAGGACGCCGGCGCCGCGUGCGCAGCCUCGGCGGUGCCGGCCCCGCCCCAGGUGCGCCUCUCAGGUGCGCCCGACAGGUGCGCGGGGCGGGUGGAGGUGCUGCACGCGCACCUGUGGGGCACCGUGUGCGACGACGCCUGGGGCCCGCGGCAGGCGCAGGUGCUCUGCGCUCACCUGGGCUGCGGCCCCGCCCUGGAGGCGCCGGGCGCGGCCAGGUACGGCCGGGGGGAGGGGCCCAUCUGGCUCGAUGACGUCACCUGCACGGGGGAGGAGCCCGACUUCUUCAGGUGCGCCCACCGCACCUGGGGGGAGAACAACUGCCACCACGGCGAGGACGCGGGCGUGGUGUGCGCAGGUAACUCGAGCUCAGGUGAGGUGCGGCUGGCGGCCGGGCCGCACCUGUGCGCAGGUAGGGUGGAGGUGCUGCACGAGGGGCGCUGGGGCACCGUGUGCGACCACGGCUGGGACCUGAGCGACGCCCAGGUGAGCCCUGCAGGUGCCCAGGUGAGCUCAGGUGUCUCCUUGGGCUCACCCAGGUGUGUUUGGGGUCACCCAGGUGUGUUCACCUGCCCCAGGUGUGUUCCCAGGCCUCACCCAGGUGUGCUCACCUGCCCACAGGUGGUGUGCCGCCAGGUGCGCUGCGGGCCGGCGCUGGCGGCCCCGGGCGGGGCGCGCUUCGGGCGGGGCUCGGGCCAGGUGUGGCUGAGCGAGCUCACCUGCGCGGGCAGCGAGCGGCACCUGGGGCACUGCCCCGCCCCCCCCUGGGGCAGCAACACCUGCGGGCACGAACGCGACGCGGCGGUGGAGUGCGCAGCCCCGCCCCCCACGCCCUCACCUGUCCCGGCGGCUCCGGGGGCGCCUCUCCAGGUGCGCCUGGCCGGGGGCCCGCACAGGUGCGCGGGGCGCGUCGAGGUGUUCCACGCGGGCAGGUGGGGCACGGUGUGCGACGACACCUGGGACCUGGCGGCCGCGCGGGUCACCUGCCGCCAGGUGCGCUGCGGCCCCGCCCUGGGCGCGCCCGGCCGCGCCCGCUUCGGGCCCGGCGCCGGCCCCGUGUGGCUGGACCAGGUGCGCUGCUCAGGUGAGGAGCUCACCUUGGACAGGUGCGAGCGGCAGCCCUGGGGGGAGCACGACUGCGGGCACGAGGAGGACGCGGGCGUGGUGUGCGCAGGUGAGCACGGCACAGGUGCCGACCCCCCCCAGGUGCGGCUGCGGGGCGGCCCCGGGCCCUGCGCGGGGCAGGUGCAGGUGCUGCUGCAGCGCACCUGGCUGCAGGUGUGCGGCCUCACCUGGGGGCUGCCCGAGGCGCAGGUGCUGUGCCGGCAGCUGGGCUGCGGCCCCGCCCUCGGCGCACCUGUGGGGCCGCACCUGCCCGGGGCGGGGCCUCACCUGGCCGGGCUCACCUGCGACGGCUCCGAGUCGCAGCUGCAGGAGUGCCUGCGGGAGGGGGCGGGGCCGAGCACCUGCACAGGUGGGGCGGCGCAGGUGCGCUGCGCCCUGCCCGCAGGUGCGGCCCCCACCUGCGCGUACCUGGUGGCGCUGCUGGUGCUGCUGACGUCGCUGGGCGGGGCCCUGCUCUGGCUCACCUUGCGGGCCAGGUGUGUCCCAGCUCACCUGGACGCCCCGAGGGCCCCCGGCGCCAUUUACCUGCCCAGGAGGGACUCACCUGGCGAGGCCGAGGAGCUGCAGCUGAUGGACGACGCCCCCUGAGCUCACCUGGCGGGGCUCACCUGGCGGGGCUCAC